Molecule: messenger RNA, 1479 nt
Organism: Trichophyton verrucosum HKI 0517
Lineage: Eukaryota; Fungi; Ascomycota; Eurotiomycetes; Onygenales; Arthrodermataceae
Product: cytochrome P450 oxidoreductase GliF
Exons: 8
Coding region: 1-1479 (492 amino acids)
Molecular function (GO): monooxygenase activity; heme binding; oxidoreductase activity, acting on paired donors, with incorporation or reduction of molecular oxygen
Source: RefSeq, a predicted model, not a curated record
AUGGCUGGGUUGUUAGAAGCAUAUCCAACCAUCCAUCUCUGGCUGGCUGUUCUACUUCUCUUCGCAGUCCUUUGGAUAUGUUUGAAAGCUACUACUGGUACCCGAAAGGUGCCAGCGACUGGCUUCCCAGUUAUCAAGCUAAAAUCAAAUGACAUGGAGCCAGGUAUUAUCGAAGGAUCCAAGCUGUAUCCAGACAAGCCUUAUGAAAUCCAAGUCCCGGCAAAGCAGAUGAUAAUUCUGCCUCGUAAAUACUUGGAUGAGAUUAAGCGGUUUCCCGAGAGCCAGAUGAGCUUCAAGGCUCUUGUUAAAGACGCAAUGGCUGGGGAGUAUACUAUGAUCGCAACUCACGAUCACAGCUUGGUGACUGCUCUGCGGCGUGACCUGACUCAAAACAUAGUGCAUGCUCAUGAGCUGCUCCAGGAAGAAGCUAUCUCAGUCGUUAAAACCAAGCUUGGAUUUUGUGGGAAUGACUAUGCACCGGUGAAACUAUUGCCUACGCUGCUUGACAUGGUGUCUUCUAUGACGAGCCGUAUCAAGCUGGGAUGUAUAUUGAAAUAUACUGAAGAUGCAUUCAAAGCUGGUAUGAUUCUGCAUAUGACCCCAAGCAUAAUUCACCCGCUUUUGAAUAUGUUUCUUCCGCAGCUAUGGGCUGUGCGACGGCAUUAUGCUACCGUUAAAAGGUUGGUGACGGCAUACCUACUGGUACGGCUGCUUAAACCGAUUCUUGAAGAACGCAUUGAAAAGCUCAAGGACCCUGCAUAUAAGCCUCCAAGGGAUAUGAUCCAAUCCUUCAUUAAUAUCAACCCGCAAAAAGGGAUGUCCUUGGAUUUUCAGGCCACAAACCAACUGAUGGCCGCUUUUACAUCAAUGCAUACAACCUCCAUGAACGCCUGUCAUGCAUUAUUCCAUCUAGCUGCGGCACCAGAACACGUGGCUCCUUUGAGGGAAGAGAUUGAGACUGUUUUAGCAGAAGAUGGAAGUCUCACUUCUAAGGCUGCCAUGCAGAAACUCCGCAAGCUGGACUCCUUCCUUAGAGAGACUCAACGGUUAAACCCAUCGUCAUUCGUUGGCAUGGAACGCAAAGUGUUAGCCACUACAAAGUUAUCUGAUGGUACGGUUCUACCAGCAGGGUCUAUACUUGGGUUCAAUUCUUUCCAGAUAAAUUAUGAUACUCAGCUAUGGGAGAAUCCUGAGAAAUUUGAUGGAUUCAGAUUUGAAAGGCUACGGGCUGCUGAAGGAAAUGACCACAAGUACCAAGCCACUUCCAUUGGACUUGAGAGUCUAUCGUUCGGCCUGGGAACACAUGCUUGUCCUGGUAGAUUCUUUGCUAUUAACGAGACCAAAAUUCUCCUUGCUCAUUUGAUAAUGAAUUACGAUUGGGCUUUCCCAGACGGACAAGGACGACCGAAAAAUUUUACUCUUAUUUCUGCUCUUCUUAUCAAUCCAGAGUCUGAAGUAUUAUGCAGGCGAAGACAAUAA